GUUUUCCUUCCGGGCAGAAUUUAAAGGAGCGCUUGUUAUAUGACCUGAGAGAUUCACGCAUUUAUGAAGAAACCCUGAAGAUGUCAAAAGUCUGCCUGCAUUUAUCAAGGUUUUCUUUGGGUCACGAUGUUUUUCCCAGCAGAACACAUGCGAAUUUAAGGAUGCUGUGCUUCACGUCAAAGCUUUGUGCAAAGUCCAGAGAACUUCCAGAUGAUAAAGCAUCCAAGCCCAUCCAGUUCUCAACCAGCAGAGCCAGUCACCGGACCUGGAGAGUGGACCGUUCGAUGGGCAGCACAUACCAGCGGCCCUGGUGGAGGGUUCUGCCCAUCAGCCUUGUCGGAGUCGGCUUCAUCGUCUGGUGCUUUUUCAGGAGAGAGACCGAGAUCGACGAGUCUCUGGAGAAAAACCUGUAUGAACAUUUACCAGGACUGCUGUCCGAUGAAGAACAGGAGGAAGUCAUCAAAAACAAACCCUCGUAGUGGCUUAAAAUUGACAUUUUCGAUUUGGAACGUUUGUUCAGUGUUUUUUUUUUUUCAAACUGAGAGCGAUCAAAUCAACCGUCCACAUUCUGUGCUCUUGAAAGUGGCUGUAUCAUCUGCAGCUGGAUUUAUAUUGAAGACUGUAAAGCCAGCGGCAUUAUAUUGAAUCCAUAAAAGGAGAAAAGUAUAAUUUGUAUUUGUGGUGUGUCUGCUAGUUCGAA
Carassius carassius (crucian carp) is the source of this 700-nucleotide messenger RNA. RefSeq names its product ubiquinol-cytochrome-c reductase complex assembly factor 4-like. The transcript is spliced from 2 exons. The record is from RefSeq and is a predicted model, not a curated record. NCBI's taxonomy places the organism in Eukaryota, Metazoa, Chordata, Actinopteri, Cypriniformes, Cyprinidae. The coding region runs from base 81 to 479 and encodes 132 amino acids.